Molecule: messenger RNA, 1779 nt
Organism: Limulus polyphemus (Atlantic horseshoe crab)
Lineage: Eukaryota; Metazoa; Arthropoda; Merostomata; Xiphosura; Limulidae
Product: V-type proton ATPase subunit H-like
Exons: 2
Coding region: 16-255 (79 amino acids)
Biological process (GO): proton transmembrane transport
Cellular component (GO): vacuolar proton-transporting V-type ATPase, V1 domain; lysosomal membrane
Molecular function (GO): proton-transporting ATPase activity, rotational mechanism
Source: RefSeq, a predicted model, not a curated record
GUGUAGUGUAACGUCAUGGUUUAUAUUGUAAUGAAGGCUCACAGUAAGAUGAAUCUUUAUUACAGUGUGAUAGAACAGCUGGGAGGAAAACACCUGGUUAUGCAGCUUCUGACUCAUGAAGAUCCAAAUGUUCGUUACGAAGCUCUCUUGUGUGUUCAGAAACUGAUGGUACAUAACUGGGAAUAUUUGGGACGGCAGCUGGAAAAAGAGAAAACUGGAAGUGAAUCAAAUUCUGCUGUAUCCACUAAAGCCUGAAGUUUGUUUGAUGAAAGACACUUCAAAUUCCACGUUAUUUUUAAAAUUCCUGAACCAAGUUAUCUUGAAACAGCAAUAUAGGGAUCUGAUAAUUCACUGAUGUAAAGAAAAGUAUUUAUUAUUUGAGAAUAGUGCUAUCAGUGUAGGAAUGUUUUUUUUUAUUGUAUAUAUAUAUAAUAUUGAUUACUUAGUAAAAUUGUAAUGAUUGUCCUUGCUAAUGUUCUUUGUAGAGAUCUGAAAUGCAAAACAAAAUGUCAUUCGUUUCUCUAUUAGUAUUUCAUCUAAUUGGGGAAAAAUUUAAUGUAUGUAUAUGUGUGGGUAUUCAUCAUUGAAUCUUACAAACCCUUUGAAAGUUAUUCAUAUUUAACUAGUAUUUUCUGAGCUGUCCCUUUAAUUAUCGUAUGCUACUAUAGAUCUUAACCAUAAUGUUACCUGUAAUAGUAAUUAACAUGUAUGAAUCUUGCUAUGAGGUAUGUACCUGUAAAGUUUGGUGAGAAAUUUGAUGUUGUGUUAAAAGAGUAAGUGGACAUUCCAGUCAGAGAUUAUCUUGGAUUUUGUGAUUUACACAGCAUUGAAUAAAUGCUGUAUAUGUAAAUUUACAUUCCCCCAGCUAGUAGCUAUAAAACUAUGAAUGAUUUGUUGUUUUCAUACGUUUUACUGCAUUACUGUUGAUGCACUUCUUCCAGUGCAUAUCUCAAAAAUAACUGUAGUUUGUUCAGCAGACAGCUCAGUUUGUUUUUGAAAAUUGUGUUUCAGUACUGUCGUAUUUUCAAUUAUAGGAAACGACGAAUAAAAAUUAAUACAAAAUAUUGUAUCAGUUUCAUGAACACACAACUCCAUGUACAAUGCCAUUCAACAACACUUGAAAGUAAACAAUAAAACAAUCUAUUCUAGGUUAAGGAUAUGAAAGCACUGGAAGGUGUUGUAAUUUAAUGUUACCCAUAAAACACCAGGGAAUCAGUAGUAAGUGACAGAUAAUUGUUUUAGGAGCUGUAAUUGUAUGUCAUGCCCUCAUACAUAAUAAUAAUUUCAAAGCACUAUAUCUUUUUCUUCGAUAACAGGGGUGAUAACACAUUAAGAUUGAUCAUUGUUCGCUAGAGAAAGUUUGUUUGUUUGUUUUAACAUGAUGUAAUGAUUAUGUGAAUUCUAGAUUUGUUAUGGAAGUUUAGGCCUCUGUGGAAUCUAAAAGCUGUCUGUAGCUCACAGGAAACUAAUAAAACAUAAAAAUACCAGAUAGAGAGUUAAUUAGUUUGUUUAUCAGCAGUCACGUAGUACAUUUGAUUAUGUGAAUUUCAGAAUUGUUAUGGAAGUUUAGGCCUCUGUGGAAUCUAAAAGCUGUCUGUAGCUCACAGGAAACUAAUAAAACAUAAAAAUACCAGAUAGAGAGUUAAUUAGUUUGUUUAUCAUCAGUCACGUAGUACAUUUGAUUAUGUGAAUUUCAGAAUUGUUAUGGAAGUUUAGGCCUAUGUGGAAUCUAAAAGCUGUCUGUAGCUCACAGGAAACUAAUAAAACAUAAAAAUACCA